Molecule: messenger RNA, 2770 nt
Organism: Gadus morhua (Atlantic cod)
Lineage: Eukaryota; Metazoa; Chordata; Actinopteri; Gadiformes; Gadidae
Gene: gsap
Product: gamma-secretase activating protein
Exons: 32
Coding region: 58-2754 (898 amino acids)
Biological process (GO): positive regulation of amyloid-beta formation
Cellular component (GO): trans-Golgi network
Source: RefSeq, a predicted model, not a curated record
CGCACACAUUGAAAGAGGAAGUGUUAUUUGACGACAAGAAGGGGAUCAGUAGCCACUAUGCUGAAGCUGAAGACAAAGUUUGAUCUGCGGAGAGAUGUGGUGGCUGAUAUCCUCAGGAAAGAGCCGACUGUGGGGAGAGUCGAGACAGGAAUGUCCUCUGCGGAUUAUUCUGGGGCUGUGGACACUCGCAUCGUGAACGUGGAGAGAGAUGGGGGGAUUCUCUACUCCUGGAAGGGGGCAUCUGGGACCACUAGGAUUGGGAAAUAUGACCCGACCACAAAGGACAACAAGCUCUUGUAUACGUUUGACCAGCAGGUGUGUGUGAGCAGUUGUUCUCUGAACAAGGAGGAGACACUCCUGGCCGUCAGCCUAACACAAAGGAGAGGAGGACAGGAUCGCCUGAACCCAAUGUCCAACUGUUUGGCCCUGCUCAUUGAGAUCCACCCCAUCAACAACACCAAGGUCCUCAAGGCUGUGGACUGCACGGUCAGAGUUCAGUUCCUCCACCCAGAAACGGACAGCAAGUCUGUGCUCGAGAGCCACCUCUUGCUGAUAGCUGAAGAUGGCUAUAUAGAACAGUACCACGUUCUGCUGAGCAAAUAUGAAGGAUAUAGAGUGGUGAUGUUGAACCCAGAGCGGCUGUCCAAGUUGACUGAGAGGAUAGCGGAGGACGUCAGUUGGGUCCAGUGGGACAGAGACUCCCAGAGUCUGUACUACCUCACACACAGGGACAAGACCUUGCGCUGUUUCCAAUUUUACCCCAAUCACAAUUGCGAGAUUGUGUUGGAGAUGGUGCUAGACUUGCCUACAGAGCCUCUGAACACUUUAAGGUUUGUCAACCUGGGUUUUGACCACUACGAUGAGAAAAAAAUUCAGCAACAACACAAUCAAAUGGAAGUGUUCACAAACAAUAUAGGAACUAUGUGCGUGUGCUUCAGCCAACCAGCGAUCGAUGGCCAGGAGCAGACUUACAGCGUCAUCUUCGUUCAUAAAGGCUGCAGUAAAACAUUCAGAGUGUCUCAGGAGGGGGACGCCCCGGAGUCCCGCCCCCGGCCGCUCUUCAUACCGAUAGGGUACUACAUCCUGGUGUACGUGGCAGGCCGCUUCCUCCACUGCAUCAACAGCAGGCAGCCACAGACCCUCUGCCACUCGCUCUUCCUCUCAGGUCCAGAGGCCCAGCUGGGGCUGCCAGAGCCGUCGGCAGGCGUCACUGUUUUAGGCGUAGAAGAAGAAAGUGAAGAAGAAGGAGGAGGAGCCUCAGCCAGCGUGCUGAUGGACCUGGCCGGUGGCAAGAUCUACAGGGCUGACCUUAGCUCCGCCUUCCUGCUGCAGAUCCUCCGCUCGGACACGCCCCCUACGAGAACCAGCAGCCUGCCUCUCAGCGUGGCCCCUCGAGGGGCCGGUCGGCCCCGGGCCCCCAGCCGGCCAGAAGCCCAGCGGCUGGCGGCCCUCCACUGCCUGCUGGUGUACCUGGGAACCGAACCAACGCUGGAAGACAAGAUCAUUGAUUGGCUGUGUGACAACGCAAUGGCGUUCGAGUCCUUCGAUCAGAUCCAGGAGUUCAUUCUAGCCUCUUUGUACAGGAUCAGCUAUGGGAAGUUUCUCUGUCUCGACAAAGUCUUGCCUUACUCGUCUGUUUUCGACAAGAAGGAAGUGGCGGCAGCACUGCGGGAGGUUCCUGGUGUUUCCUGUACGUCUGAAACGUACACAGACCCCGUGUUCAAAGGGAAGGCCCGGGGGGUGCAGAGCUUCUGGUUGUCUCUCCAGUGGAACACGGAGAAGAUGAAGCACCUGGAGGCCGCGCCCCACCCCCGCUACCGCACCUCGCUGCUGCAGGACCCCUGGGACCGGCUGAGGGCAGACGGGGGGAAAACGCCUAGUCAAUCGAAACAUCUGGAGGAGAACGCAAAGAAAGUUCUAUCAAUGGUGGAUACAUGGAGCCUCGAUAGGAAGACUGUUGCUCUGUUCCAAGAAGAAGAUCCAGAGCAGAGAGCCCUCAUUGGACUGAUGGUGGACAAACUUCGGGAGCAUCUGACCAGACUUCUGCCUGGUCUGGGGAAGAAGAGGAUCGACUCGCUGGUGGUCAACUAUGUAGCCAAACUGCUUGAGCUCAUCAGACACAUGCUGGAUUACGUGUGGGUGAAAUACAGACUGGGCCCACGAGUUCUGUGCCUUACUCAGCAGGGCAGCUCAUCAGAGUGGUCCGUCUUCCACUUCAUGUGUCGGGUCCUGGAAGCCACGAGGGGACUCUGCCUGCCUCUCCCACCAGGCUAUAACACAGUGUUGUCGGUGUUGGCCGUGCGCUGUCUGCCCCACCACGGCUUCCUUCAGUACGUGGACCACGGCGUGCUGCAGCUCACGGAGACCCUGGUCACCCGCCUCAUGGCCGAUUUGGACAACAGUGAAGCCAACGAGAAACUGAAGUUCAGCAUCCUGAAGAGACUGCCUGAGCCCGUAGACCAGAGGGUGCACCAUGUGUGGGACCACCCCGUCACGUCAGCCAUCAUCUCCAGGGACUACGUGAGGAGCGUGCUGGAGAGGGCGCAGAAACAAAAGGGAUUCGAAUUCACAGGGAAGGAAAAUAUGGGCUUCAAACCCCAGUUUCUACCUCUUACCCAUCUGACGCAAAUACUGUCUGAUGUCGAGCAACGAGCCCUGAACCCCUUCGCGGAGCAGGGGGCCGUGGACGCACACUUCGUGGAGGAGACGGCUCUGAAGCAGACGCUGGUCCACCUGGGCUUCAGCAGGAAGUGAUGGAGGGGGGGGAGGG